ACAAUUACUAAAUCAUUGUCUGUUCCAUUCCAAUUCAUUAUUCCUUAAAUUCAAAUCCAACAUCAACUACACUAUCCACACAACACCUGCUACCCCUCACAUCUACCUACUAAUAAAGGUCCUUCCAAGUCCUUUAUACUGUAUAUUGUUCUCCCAGUUCUCCCUUGUUAGUUGGAUUGGGUCCUUCUUUUGAUAGGUCAGCUGACUUCUCUUUGUGGCCAUUUUGGUUAGGUCUAUUUAGAGUAAUGUAAGAAGAUCACUACAAAAAUACCUAUCCUGAAUGACCUGCCCCAAGUGAUCUUGCAGCACAGAGCCAGCAUGUCUUGUUUAGUUAUAUUCAGAUGGUAGAAUUCCACCCAGGGAAUAGUAGUCAGAGGAACAUUUUGUCUUUUCUAGUUUGUGUCACAGCCAUUCUUUUUACAAUGUCAAUGGGUUUAUUAACCAUCGAUAGCAUCAUUACAAAUUCCUGUUGUAGUUCUGCUAAUAUUAGAAGGCGUCAUCAUUGGAAAGCCCUGUCCUAUGGUAAAAUGGUAACUACAGUACAACACAAAGAGAUUGUCCUAUUCACCCCUAUUCAGUGGACAUCCCUCCAUAAAAACAUUAGACCCAUCAGCUAUUUCCCUGGUUCUCAGUCAUAUAACACUGCACAAAGGUGAGAUUGAACUUGCCCGAUGUUUUGAAGGUGGUUUGCAAAUUGUAACAUGCUUAGUGUAGGUGGGAUUGACUUUAUGAUGGCAAUCAGCUCUGAUAAAAAACUCAGAAGUAAGAGAAGGGUCUGUCUGUUUUGUUCCGUGGGGGUGUGCAACCUCAACCAAACAGAGCUCAGCAAGCAUGUUUCUCUGUGUGAGGAGGAUCACGCAACUUUGGCGCACAUAAAGGAUCACUGUGGCUUUGGUCACUUAAUAGGAGCAGUCUCUUCAUGUUACAAUAGUCCUGAAUGCUGUCAGAACCUCUGUAGUCCACUGAAUGGCAGGAGUGUGUAUUCAGAUCUCUUGGCACAAGUCAUAGACAUUCAUGGAAGCCAUGAUUGGCUGAUAUUCAUCAACACUUUGGGAGAGUUUAGAGGGUCCUGAUGCCAAACAAAUAGUUGACAUCUCAUCAAGACCAUGAGUGUUAAUACUGCUGAGUGGAGAUGGUUUAAAUGCAUCGUCAGGACUUAAGAGCAGUUUUGCUCUGGAUUUCUACAUAUUUCAUUUACAAAACACACCAAAGCAUGGAGGUAGCAUACAAACUCCUCACAGAGCAAGGUUUCCAUUUACAGCUUUUCAAAAGUCUGGUAGACAUGUGGCAAGUAUGGUAUAUGCCUGCAGAUCAGAUUAAAGAUUGAAAUGCACUCAUGUGCUCUAAGCCUUGUAUUCUGUUGUGCUUUCCAGUAACAAAUGUAAAAAAUUAUAAAAAAACUAGAUGGGUUAUGUUGGCAUGGUAUGGUUAAUUGUUCUGUAGGGAAUCAACACAUUGCAGGGGAGUUUUCGUAAUAGUUACCCCAUAAACUGAAGUUAUUGCUAGAUUAGCUGUCAGUCCCUUUUGCUAUUUUCAGUGUCCAACUGCAUCUCAACCAUGUCUCCCAGAUUUCUUGUUUCUUCGGUAUAAAAAUGUAUUUUCAUUUAUCUUGCCUGUAGACAGUAAAUUGUGCAUUUAGGACAUUAGAGUUUGCUGGAGACUCUACUUAGUCUAAUUUCUGUCACAGUUUUGUAAAUGAGAUCUUAACCACUGUGCUCCGUAAAUUUAGUGUUAUAUCUUUUCUCUUGAUUCUUCAAGGUUUUCAGAAUGUAUGCUAAUGUCUUGACCUUGUUUAUUGAUGUCUGGAUGGGGACAGUAAAGAGUCCACUGAAACACCUCAGUCUUUUCUAAACUGCUUCCUCAAGUUCCUUGCCAUUCAUUGUUAUACUGUAUAUGUAUUAUAGUGGUGAUGCUCCAGCAUUUUAAUACAGUACAGUAUGUGAGCAAGGCAGUUCCUUCUUCCUCAUGAAAACCAUUGUGUUUUUUGUUUUGGUUAUGGAAUGAUCGAUUCCCUGGCAUCUGCUCUGCCGAUGUUGAAAUAUUUUGUGGGAUUCAUCUGCUGCACCGUGUCCUGGUGACUAGCGGGCGCUCAGAAGUCUCCUGGUGAACUCUGUUUGGUGUAAACAUGAGGCAGGGAGGAGGCUGCAUUCUGUCACACUUCACUGCAACCAUUAAUUCCAAAAUAAACCUGCCCCAACAGAGAUACUUCCCUAGAGCUCGGGAGCAGAACAAGACGUGGCCACGUUUGACAGAAUUUCAAGGGGAGCAGCUGCGGUUUAUAAUGAGGUUAAAGCCAAAGAAAGGCCGUGUACAUUGCAAUUUGGGCACUGCAAUGUCAGGUCAGUAGAAAUGCAGUACAUUGCAGGAGGAAAAUGCACUCAAUCUGUUCUUUGUUACUAAUGCUUUACAUUUGUAUGCAUAUUCUUUGUGAAGUCAGGGAUCUGUAAAAAAAUUAGGAUUAAGAAUAGUAAUUAUGAAUUAGUGAAAGAUUAAGAAUAGUGACAAAUUCAAGGAAUUCUUGAAUUACGAUUAAGAGCAGGAUGCACUUCUUUACUCUAAAGGCUGUUGGAGUGUGGAACAAGCUACCCAAGCAUGUUUCUUACAAGAACCAGCUGAAUGAAAGAAAUUAGAUACUAACUACCAAGGGUUAGAUGGGCCGAAUGACCUCCUUUUGUGUGUGACCUUUCAAUUCAAUUGCAAAAGUCAGCAGAUAUUAGGGGAUGUUACUAAUUGCAAAUCUAUCCAAGCAUAGAGUAUAUCAGAAGAAAAUAUAUGAAUAGUUUGUUUAUUUAUUUAUUUCAAUUGUGAAUUAAAUAAUUAAUUAAUGAAAUGAUUUAAUCUUGAUUUUCCUGGCCAAAGUACUUUGUACCGUAAACAUAAUCUUUUGGCAAGCAUAAUACUCAAGUCACUAAAAACCUUCUGAGUUAAUCAGAAAGUCCUGAUUGAGAAUUGCUUGCUGCUGUAAUGAUUUCAGAUAGAUACUGAAAGAAUCAAAACUAUAUCAUUCAAAAUCAAAACUUAUGCACCUAAUCGAUAAACCCGAUAAACUCUUUUACAUUUUAAUUCAGAUGUAAAAGAGAUCACAAGGUUGUACAGGGUGACUUUUUAGUAAUUUGAUAUACUGUCCAUGCAUUCCAAUAAGGUUUGAUUGUAUGACUCCAUUCAUGCACACUACCCAUGGAGAAGACUAUUUGAAACAGAAAUGUUACUAUAUAAUCACUGUGGCAUAGUGUAAUAGUGGUUAGUGCUGCUGCCUCCCAGGUAAUGCCUCCUGGGAUUGGUUCUGGAAAGGGGGACCAUUUGUGUGGAGUUUGUAUGCUACCUCAAUGCUUUGGUGUGUUACCACCUGCUCCAGUUUCCACCCCUCUCCCAUAGACAGACUGUCUAGUUUAAUUGGUGUCUGUAAUUUGUGCUUAACGUGGGCUGUAAUUAGUCUGCAAGUAUAUGUGUGUGUCUUGAGAUGUGCUGAUGUCCAGGGUGUAAUCCUGCACUGUCCAGGGUGUAAUCAUGCUUGCCAGGCUCUGGGUUGCUGUGCCCCUUACCAGGGAGAAAGCAGUUUUCUUGCGAUGGAGGAUGAUUUCUUACUAAUUUUUCCAAAAGCCUUUGCUAGCCAAUAGGUGUGUUCUCUGUACUCAACUGGCUGCUCCUUCAUCUUGCCGUGAUUCUUGAACACUAGCCUUCAAAACAAACCAGUUCCUUAAAGUGAUCAGACAGCACAGUAUGCAUCACUGUCGGAAUAUGGAUGAAGUAUAUGCUGUAUAUGUUUUUGCGCUGCAUACAUAUAAUUUAGUCACAACAGUAGGCAUUGCCUUUGAAAGCCUUGCUGAGAAUAAAUUAAUGUUGCAAUUCUGUGCAGGACCAACAUAAAGACAUGGAAGCAGUUUCCCUAGGUGAAAGUGUUCCAUCGGCGUCCCUUCUUAAAGGAGUCUUUGACUGAGAAUUCUCUCUCUGUCUCCUCGUCAUGCUUGGCAGCUGCUGUUUAGCAUUCUGCCGGCUGCAGUGAUGUUGUGUGCGUGAGGCUCUCUGUGUGUUCGGUUGAUGUCCUACGGGACAAAGUCAACCCCAUGGACUGAAACAGGAGCCAGCUUCACGUUUUUGCGCCUCUGCCAGUGUUUUGACUGAACCAGAGCAUUCAGGUCCAAGCAAGGUUCCCAGAGAGCGAGCUCUGUCUCGCUCCCCUGCUUCUGCCUCGCGCCUCCAGACUGCAAUUAACUUCUCAUCAUCAAAGAGAAUACCGAGCAGGGAGACAGGCAGCAGGAGAGAGGCAGAGAUAAGACACAAGAAUGGGUUUUGCCGCUGGAGUUGGGACUGUUUGAACAGAGGCGGCGAAGCGACGCUCUUUGGGUGAGAGCGUGCGUUUUUAGUCUCGCAUUCCUCAGAGAGAGAAAGAGUGAGGGAGGCUGAGAGAAAAAAAAAAGCCCUGAGGGAGAUUUUUUUUCUCUGUGUUUCUAAAGAACAAGAAGUCUUCCUUUAUCUGUUGAAAAGCAAAUAGAAUUGCCCUUUUCCAGUAAGCUGUCUGACGUGCACGGAUUACUAGCGUUGGAAAGAUGGCAACAUCUUAAGAGCAGACAGAUAAAAGCAAGACAGAGAAGCCUGGGCUGGGAAGGAGAGAACUCCUCUGAGAUGAUGAUGGCACUGUGUUUUUCAGAGAGUCGCGAUUAAGAGGUGCCCAAGCCCCGAGCGCGUGAGAGAUGACCCUGGUCUUGUCGAUGAAUCCCUUCUGCGAUCACGCUGCCUCUGAAGGAGAUCCUGCGGCCCCACAGUACCAGCCCAUCUGGGAGUCAGAGCGCUUCAGCAAGAGCUGCGUCUCCAGCCCCUCUCCACUGGAGUGCGCUGUGGAGCAGCUGGCAGAAGAGCCCCUUUACAGAAGAGCUCCAGAUCAUGUAGCUGCUUCCCGGAUUGCCUACUUUAAAAGGAAGUAUGUGGAAGAUGAGGACUCCCAUCUUACCUUCAGGAGCUGCUGUCAGACAGUUAUGCCCGCCCUGGAGGAGCGGGCGCACGUGCUGCGUGUCUCCCUGGACAAACUGCGCUUCAUCGAGGACCCCGAGGCGUUCCUGCGCCGCUCCGUUCUGGUCAACAACCUGCUGCGCCGCCUGCGGGCCGAGAUCUUCCUGCAGAGUGACUGGUGCUUCCCCCCACCCCCUCCAUGCUCUCCCCCCUCCCCCUCCUCCUCCCCAGCCCCGCCCUGUCCCUGGGAGGCCCCGCCCCCGCGGCCCUGCUUCGCCGGCCCCCUCGGUGCCCAGGGACCUUACCGCAAACGCUUCCGGUUGAUCCGCGGGGAGGGCGAGGAGUGCUUCCAGGGCUGCUGCUGUUUCUACGGGGGCCGCUACCUGCGCCUGCCGUUUCCUGUCUGCGAGGAGGCCGCUUCUUCCUCUCACUGCCCUUCUUCUUCCUCCUCCUCCUCCUCCUCCUCCUCCUCUUCUUCCCCGCUCCCUCAGCUGCUCCCCCUUGAGGGUGGAGAGACCAGACUGGACCUGUUUUAUCCCUGUCUGGACCUGCCACCGCCGGUGAACCAGGUGGAAGUGGAGGUCAAGGAACGUUCAAAGCUGAGGGACAAAACAGGCUUUUGGGAAGGAGCGCAUGGGCGCAUCAAAACUGCAGACAAGCAGCAUGAGAAGAGAGAGGCGCACUGUGAAACUGCAGGCCAUUCGAGCUGGAGUGUGGAUACAAGUGAAGCUGGGCAGGAGCCCAUGAUGUGCUGCCAAAUGAGCAGAAAAAUAUAGGAAAAAGGACACGUUUUUUGGAAAUAAGCUGGAGUAGUUUUGUGUGUACCGUGCUGCCGUUGGGGUGCGUGAGUUCACAGCGGGUUUGCCACGGGCUUUGGAUUUUAGAAAAAAAUCUAUAUUUUCUGUUGUCCAAAGCAGCUUUUGUGUCUUUGUCUUUGCAAAAAGAAAAGAAUCUGAAUUCCCCCCCAAAAUGGAGAAUGUAGACUUUAAAUACAAUAGCACAGCAAAAUGUUGGACCACAAAAUGGGCUGACUGAGCAAAGACAGUCGAUUUUCACAGCAACAAUAAUGUGUGGUGCCUUAUUUUUGUAAUGUUUAUAUCUCAAUUUUGUUUUUUUUCCUGUAAUGAAAUGGUUUGUAUUUUGGAGAUCCUGUUAAAGAAAAGUGAUUUGGAGCACUUCUGAAAUAACAGCUUGGACACUUGGAACAUGAAUACCACUGACAGAGCUGAAGCAGAUGAUGAAUAAAAAAAAACAAUGAGGAAAGAAGAACAAUUGUACACACUUCUCCUCUAGGAGGGAUGUCCUUUAUCCAGCGUUAUUUUCCUGGCUUUCCUCAGUACACUUGGUAACACUUACUGUACCUAAAACUGUACCAAUACUGAGGCAGAUUGAGAUACUAGUACCAAUACAGGUACCAAUGCCAAUGCGUGCAUAAAAGAGGGAAUUAAAAUGUUACUCAUGAAUUUUCAGCCAAAUAACAUUUGCUUGGCUGGUUCCACGAAAGUGUCUUUUGUUUCAGAAAGCUGGUUACAGUAUGUACAAACUGGGAGAUUACAUCCAGGACAGAUGUUCUACAAAAAUUCCAGAUACCUCGCACUUAUUUGAUUCCUCGUUUGGCAUUCUACAAGUCUUCUUUCUGACACAAGCAUCUGCUGAUAUUGGUUUCCACCUUGAGCUUUUUUAAGUAUUUUCUGGCCUGAAUCGCAAAAUCCAAUGAUUCUUGUCUGUUUAAAAGUCUAUAUUCGGGGAAAGCGAAUAUAAAAGGACCCACAUUUCAAUUCUUUCUUUUUACGUGUUAUUUUUUGCGAGUUUUCUCUCUGUUACUGAGUCUCGUCUUGGAAAGGCACCCAAAGCUCUCUAGCAUUAAAAAAACUAAAACUGAGCAAUACAGCAGUGUCAGGAUAGCAUUUCAAACUAAAAGCACAAGUAUCUGCAUUUAAAAAAUGAAACAACUCUCGUUAGGAAUAUAAAUGCUUUCAAAAACAUUUUGUAUGUGAUUUUUGUGACAGCUGUAAAAACUGUAAUGAAUAAACCAAAAGAAUGACUA
Molecule: messenger RNA, 6994 nt
Organism: Lepisosteus oculatus (spotted gar)
Lineage: Eukaryota; Metazoa; Chordata; Actinopteri; Semionotiformes; Lepisosteidae
Gene: sertad4
Product: SERTA domain containing 4
Cellular component (GO): nucleus
Source: RefSeq, a predicted model, not a curated record